CCAGUGUUUGUUCAGCGUGAAGCCGCGCCUCCAGCCGCCUGCUGGGCAGCAGCACCUGAGGGCGCAGGUCAGACGCCUGCUCCUCCGUAUCCAUCACUUCAGCACUGACAGCAGGCGACGAUGCAGCGAGGCCCGACACACCUGAGCCACCUGUUACUUUGGCUGCUUCUUGCGCCAGCGUCUGCGGAUUUGCCCAUGUGCAAAGAGUCAGAUUAUCACUUUGAGUACACAGACUGUGAUGUGCUCGGGUCACGAUGGAGAGUGGCGGUUCCCAACAAAGCUGACACAUGCACAGGCCUCCCAGAUCCAGUCAAAGGCACCCAGUGCACCUUCUCCUGUAGUGAGGGGGAAUUCCUCGACAUGCAGUCGCAGGAGUGCCAGAAGUGUGCUGCAGGCACCUACUCUCUGGGCACUGGGGUGGCCUUUGAUGAGUGGGACACCCUGCCCUCUGGUUUUGAGACCCACGGGGUGAACACAAACUACGGGGACGCCCACACAGACUGCUCCAACUCAACCUGGACUCCAAAGGGCGAUUAUGUAGCCUCAAACACAGAUGAGUGCACUGCAACGCUGUCCUACGCUGUGAGCCUGAAGAAACCUGGAACUGUGUCCUUUGAAUAUUUCUACCCUGACAGCGGCAUUUAUUUUGAGUUCUUUGUUCAGAAUGACCAGUGUCAGUCUACGGACUCUCAAAACCGGUGGAUAAAGAGAUCUGAGAGCAAAUGGAGCAAAUACGAGGUUGAGCUGAACAGUGGCAACAAUGUGCUGUAUUGGAGAGCCACUUCGUACGCUCUGCAGGCCAGUGCUGUCAAACCUGUGCUGUUAAGAAACAUUGCCAUCUCCGGGGUGGCCUACACAUCAGAGUGUUUCCAUUGUAAACCUGGCACCCACAGUGCAAAAGAAGGAUCUGCCCGCUGUUCUCCCUGCCCUGCUGAAACCUACUCCAACAAGGGUGCCACUGUUUGCCAUCAGUGUGAAUCAGACACAUAUGCAGAGGCUGGUUCCGGGACCUGCAAACCGAGACCUUCAUGUACAAACAGUGACUACUUCUACACCCACACUCCCUGUGACUCUGAGGGAAAGACCCAGCUCAUGUACAAGUGGAUCGAGCCUAAGAUCUGCAGUGAGACCAUCGAAGGAGCUGUGACACUGCCCGCAUCAGGGGAGAAGCAAACCUGUCCCCCAUGUAACCCGGGUUUCUUUGUCACCAACUCAUCCACCUGUGAACCCUGUGACAAAGGUUUCUACUCAAACGGAACAGCGUGUACCAAGUGCCCUGUUGGCACGGAGCCAGUGUUGGGUCUUGAGUACAAAUGGUGGAACACGAUGCCGAGCAACAUGAAGAGCUACACCUUCCGUCGGGAGUUCGGCGACACUGAACACAGCACGGCAUGGGAGGUGGCUGGAGAGUAUGUUUACACCACUCCUGGGGAUCAGGACACAGACUACCUGAUGCUCACGCUCAGUGUCACUGGAUACAGGCUGCCUCAGUCCAUGGCCAAAGACAGUGAAAGGAGUGAACUCUCUCACAUCACCUUCGUUUUUGAGACCACAUGUACAGCUGACUGCAAAUUUUUUUUCCUGGCGGGUUAUAAUCAGUGGAGUAAUGAUGUGGUGGAGCAGUGGAAAGGCAGCAACCGCAAACAGUCGUACUCCUACCUGAUCCAGAGCAACAGCACCGUCAGCUUCACCUGGACAUUUCAGCGAACAGAGGAAUUUAACGUGGAGAGGAAAUACAGUGCUGAUGUUGCAAAGAUCUACUCAAUCCACAUCACCAAUGUGAUCGAAGGCGUGGCCUCUCAUUGUCGUCACUGUGCCCUGAGUUCUGGUAACGAGGGCUCUGCCUGUGUUCCCUGCCCACCGGGACACUACAUGGUCAAUGGGACAGGAGUGUGUAUGAGCUGCCCGCCAAACACCUUCAUCAGGGCCGAUCAGCCAGUCGGAGAGGCUGCUUGUGUUCAGUGUGGACCAAACAUGAAGAGUAACAAGGGCCACACAGCAUGUAUCAGUGACUGUACGUUGGACGUACAGACAGGAGGGGGAGCACUGCUGCACUAUGACUUCUCUCCUCUGGCCAAUGUCACCGGCUUCCAGAGCAGCCCGCGCUUCACCAACAAAGGCCUGAGAUAUUUCCACCACUUUAAUUUGGGUCUGUGUGGGAAAGAGAGCAGAGUACCGGCCACCUGUGUGGACAAUGUAACAGAGAUUAGGAGAGAGGUCAAAGGUUACGUAUGUCAGUCCACUGUGGUUCCCUCUGACAUCAGGAGUCAGACCGUGGUUUCUUCCCAGCCUUUCCUUAUUGGUGACUCACUCAUAGGUGUGACAACUGACACAACCCUGAGUAGCAUCUCCUCUCCAAAAUGGCUGUUUCCCCCUGCGUCCGGCCUGCCAGAUGUCAUAUUCUAUUACAAGUCCAGUGAGACGACUCAAGCUUGUAAACAAGGCAGGUCAGCCACCAUCAGACUGAGAUGCAAUCCCACAGUGGCCGCUACAGACCUCAUCACGCUGCCAAGUAACUGUUCAGAGGGGACGUGUGAUGGUUGUACUUUCCACUUUAUGUGGCAGAGCCAGCAUGCUUGUCCACUCUGCACCAAAAGCCACUACAGAGAGAUUGUCAGUGCUUGCAUCCAGGGAAUACAGAGGACCACCUAUGUGUGGCAGCAGCCGUUGCAGUGUUAUGGAGGAGAGUCAUUACCAGCACAAAAAGUCAGUGCUUGUGUGACUCUGGAUUUCUGGCUUAAGUUUGGUGUUUCCACGGGAACGAUCGCCGCUGUGCUGCUCAUCAGUCUCAGCUGCUAUUUCUGGAAGAAGACACGCAAGUUGCAGUAUAAGUACUCCAAGCUGAUGAUGAGCUCUGGGGGUAAAGAGUGUGAGCUGCCCACCGCAGACAGCUGUGCAAUAAUGGAGGGAGAAGACGCAGAAGAUGAUGUCAUGUACCUCACCAAGAAAUCCUUCUUCACCAAAAUGAAGUCCUUCUCACGAGAGAGGACGUCAGAUGGAUUUGACUCGGUUCCACUUAAGUCAUCAUCUUCAUGCCAGCAAAGAGAGGACGAAGACUCAGAUGAUGCUUAAUUCAGCGGACUUACAGAUCCUUCUACACAGAGUGCAGAGGAAGUGUUUUUGUUUUUUAAUGAAACUUUUUGACAUCAAUGCAGCUUGUAACAGAUGGAGUCACAGAAAAUAGAGAUAGGCUGUUGAGUUGUUGUUUGUAUUUAUUGCAAAUGAUAUGGGAUUGCUAAGGGAGUUUUAAAAUAAUGUAAAGAGUGACAAUUUGAUUUAAUAUUAUUUGUCAUAUGUUGGGUUGCCAAACCUAAUCUCACAAGUCUCCAUAUUGGGGAUACUCUGUAUUUUCAAAGCCCCAUAGUGUAUUUCAAAAUGAUGUAAGAACCAAACUGUGGAUAAAGCUGCAGUUGUUGUAGACGUGUGACUGUGUGUACAUUUUACUGUGAAUGUGUAUUUAGUUUAUUUCUGUUUCUUCCUCAUUUUUCUUCAUGUAUUUUUUAUUAGGCUAUCCUGUUUUGUAUUAGACUAGCCAUCCAGUCCAGUCUUCUAAUAUUAUUUGGUAAUAUGUGAAUUAUAUUUGCUACAGCUUUUGAUAACCUUUCCAGCUGCACCUAAGAUUAUGAUAUAAUCUUGCUUUAUCAAAAUCAGAAUCAGAAUCAGCUUUAUUGCCAGGUAUGUGUACCUACACAUACGAAGAAUUUGACUCAGGAUUGUACAUUGCUCACGAUGUGCUCACUUACAAUAAAACCAUAAUAAAAUCAGACACAGGCUACAGUAUAGAGAACACAUAUAAACACACUAUAAACAAAAACAGAUUAAAACAAUAUUCCUGACACAGCGACUCAGAAUAUAAAUAAGAAUAUAAAAAUUUAUUGUGAAACUAAAACAUUUUCUAAAAUGAAAAAAACAUCAACAAAGGUGCAUAGGACCUGAGAAUGACCUUUAUUGCUGCCUUUAGGGGCUUUUUGUAAGAUCAUAGGGGUGGUGAUGGCGCAAUGGAUAAGAUGCCUGCCUUUGGUGUGAGAGACCCGGUUCAAUCCCCCACUGUGACCCAUCCACCAAUGUAUCCCUGAGCAAGACACUUCACCUCUACUUGCUCCAGAGGCGUGCGACCUCUGACAUAUAUAUAUAGCAAUUGUAAGUUGCUUUGGAUAAAAGCAUCAGCUAAAAUGAAUAAAUGUAACAUAAAAUAUAGCAAAGCAUGAAAAUAAUUCACUUGAAUACCUUUUUGUUACUACUUUGUUUAUAUGUGUUUUCAUGAGCUAUUUAUUAGACAAGACAAUACCAAAAAGUAAAAGUCUUUUUGUGGUUCAAAAAAAUACAAACAGGGCAAAUUUUAUCAAAAACAAAAAUAUUUUUAUCAAAAACAAAAAUAUGCACAUGUAAUAGAUGUUUGAAAUAUUUUACCAAAGAGUGCUGAAUAUACUGUACAUGUCAAGAUAAGUUAAACAAAUAUGUUAUUACACAUGAUAUUAAUAACCAAAAAUGUAUCUGCAAUUUUCCAUGGAAUAGAAGUAGAAGAAGGAGUUGAAUAUUAUUUUCACAACACAUCCUGGUCCAUCAACUAUCAUAAGCAGUGGUGGAAUGUUUUCUCUAGUACUUCUGUUUUAUACUUCACUACUACUCUGUAUACUGUACUUUUACUCCAUUUAAAAUUUUACAGACCUAUUCUAUAAAGUAUGGUGUGUCUUUAUAGAUUAACUUCCCAAAAGAAUAUCAAAUUGUUAAAGAUAAACUCCAUCAUGACAAUUUACAACAUUAAAAUGCUGUUUACAAGUUCAUGCAUUAGUGAAUAGCACCCAACAAUAUACUAAAUAAUAUUACACUGACAGGGGCCAUUCUGCUGCAUUAUGGCUAUUUUUAGUAUAAGUUCAUUUCGGUGAUAAUAAUUUUGUACUUUCACAUAAAGUGAGUUGUUGAAUACCAAA
Micropterus salmoides (largemouth bass) is the source of this 4931-nucleotide messenger RNA. RefSeq names its product endosome-lysosome associated apoptosis and autophagy regulator 1 (gene elapor1). Lineage: Eukaryota; Metazoa; Chordata; Actinopteri; Centrarchiformes; Centrarchidae. The record is from RefSeq and is a predicted model, not a curated record. Gene Ontology annotation, cellular component: trans-Golgi network; lysosome; extracellular exosome. Gene Ontology annotation, biological process: autophagosome assembly; positive regulation of vacuole organization. The coding region runs from base 121 to 3072 and encodes 983 amino acids. The transcript is spliced from 22 exons.